AUGGCAUCGUCGAACGCAUGCAAGCCAUGUCCACCCAAGCGUAAGUCUACGUCAAAGAAGCGGCAGGGGGAUAACAAGGCACGGCGAAAGUUGGACAUGGGGGUGGACCCCCAGCCCAUCCCCGUAGAAGCACUGGAACCAAGCCUUCUAACCAGCACGAUGGAGUCGAACGACUUCAUAAAGCUAUUGGAGGAUAUUGAAGAGGAGCAAGCGAUGUUUGACAUCACCUCAUCGUGUCUGCCGGGCCCCGUCGCGCCCCCGUCGGACGGAGGGUUGCAACCGCCGCAGCCACCGUCGCAACAGCACCCGCCACAGCAGCAGCAGCCGUACGGUCGCCCAGUCCCAAUAUUCAUGCCGACCACGGUUAGCACGGUUGGGGCGUACGGUCUGGGACCGACGUUCGACGCCAAUCAACUCACCGGCGUCGGUCAGCAACUUGUCAGCCAACCCGUCUCUACGAGUCACUCCGUCUCUGCGAGCCACUCCGUCUCUGCGAGCCAGCCCGUCCCUGCGAGCCAGCCCGUCCCUGCGUGUCAGCCCGUCCCUGCGAGCCAGCCCGUCGCUGUGAACCAGACGCCAUCCGCCGACGCCAUGAAGGAGAAGAACCCCACCCCGUACAAAGGGGGGUUCUACACCACCACUGGGGCAAACUCCGAAGAGCCCCUGAAGAAACGCAAGUUGAAUCGGAAAUGUAAAGGUUGCGGACUGCUCGCACGGGAUCAUCCAGGCGAAGUCACGUCAAAAUACUGCACGGGGCCCCCGCCACCAACGACGAUAGAGUCGACAGAGACGGCAGAACAGACAGAACAUGACCUCGAAACGCUCCAGGAGCAGCACAAGGCCUUAGCGGCGGCCAUGGAGAAGGCCAAGGAGGUACGAGACAUGGAGCCAGCUUUGCGGGCACUUAAGACGUCGGCACCGCCACUAACCACCGGGCGAUCAUCUCUCGAGCUACUGCAGCCUUUGAGGAGGAUAGGAGGCAGCGUCUUCAUGCUGCAAGAGUCAGACGGCACAACGCAGGAACGUCAGCAGUUCUGA
Molecule: messenger RNA, 1038 nt
Organism: Branchiostoma belcheri (Belcher's lancelet)
Lineage: Eukaryota; Metazoa; Chordata; Leptocardii; Amphioxiformes; Branchiostomatidae
Exons: 3
Coding region: 1-1038 (345 amino acids)
Source: RefSeq, a predicted model, not a curated record